ACCACACAUAUGGUAUUUUUGGUAGACAACGUUUAUUUAGAGAAAUACGUAAUUAUUGUAAUUAUGUACUUAAUUGGAUAUUUACAGUUUUGUAGUCACUUUAAUACUUUAUAGUACUUGUGCAUAUUUCACUUUACAAAACACUAGCAUUAUCUUGUCAGUCUCAAAACAAGGGCAGAAAAUCUUACAAAAAACUGGACGGAAUUAAGAUUUCCCAGCCAAGAAAAUUGCACUCAAUUAAAAAAAACGUACAAACCCAGAAUUCUUCCCAAAAUAUGCCCCCACUCACCACCGCCGCCAUCCUGACCUUCAUCCCCAACAACAUCUGGUCCCCUUUGAAAAAAUUUCUUACCCGAGAUGGCAUCAUCACGUUUGACCUCGCCUUCAAAAUAUCGACCAAGUACACCCCCGCCCUCCUCACGGUCGGGAUCUGUCUCUCUUUUGCGAACCAGUUCGUCCGCAAUUUGGAAAUUGAUUGUGUCACAAAUGUUGACGAUGGUGGUGGAGGUGGCGGAGGAGGAAAUCGUCGCGGCGGUGGGGUCAGCGUGGGUGGAAGUGUAAUCUCCGAUUUGAACGACUACUGUUGGAACCACGACACUUUUCUCGUGGUGAAAGCGCUGGAACCGGAAAUGCGGGGAGAGGUCAGCUACCCGGGUGUGUCAGGAUAUCGGAAAGAUAGAGAUGCCGUAAUUCGACAAAGAUACUACAAGUUUGUGUGGAUGAUCCUUGCGAAAAUGGCGGUGUUCUCAUUUCUGCCGUACUUCUUUUGGAAGGCACGCGGAGUCACAAAGCUGAAACCACUCUUGGACGUGUCCUCCUCCCCCGGCGACAUUGACAUUACCGAGCAUGACAUCCGUGUCAAGUAUUUCUUAGAAACAGCCGGAUUUAACGAUUCUUUCGCAGUUUAUUACUUUUUUUGCAAAAUAUUCGCAACCUUGACCCCAGUCGCGGAAUACUUUUACCUCAGCGGCAUCAUCGGUUUACCUUAUCGAUACUAUGGCGUGUCAGUUUUUGCCCAUUUCUUCGACGAUUCUGCUCCCUGGCCAAAUCCAAUGGAUGUCCUUUUCCCAAAAAUGGCGAAAUGUAACUGGAUCCAGUACGGAUUUGGGGGCGACCCGGAAAUCAAGUCGGCCCAGUGUCAACUCCCCAUGAACAACUUGACGCAGUGGUCAUUCUUCGUGUUUUGGUGGUGGUUGGCGUUCACCUUUGUGGUCAAUCUGCUCUCACUUUUCAGGAUAUCUUUGUUCAUGUGUGGUCCAUACCGGAAGUACAGUUACCGGAGAUUUGUCUCCCGAGCGUGCAGGGACGAUGUGGAGAAGGCGAGGAGUUAUGUCUUCCUAGAGAAGGGAGCCGUGAUAAAUAAGCAGUUUAGUAAAAAGGAGAUUGUCCUCGUCAAGUUGAGCUUUGGAGAUGUUUUGGUCCUCUCCUUCAUAAAACGUAACUUGGAAGAAUGGGAAUUUCGCGAAUUUAUACGAACCAUGGCCACCACUAAAAAUCAUUUUUUACAACUCAACCCCGUAAUUGCUACCCCACCCGCCCCGAAGCAGGGUUCCCUUGGGGGAGACAAAUUAGACAAAGGUGGCCCAGAACCACCCAACGAAAUGGGAUUUAUCAUUCCAAAUUCAAUUUUAGGAGCCAAUUUUAUCCAUCAAACUCCAACCGCACCCUUUUUCGCCACGCCACCUUAUUCGGAUCAGUCCACCGCGGAAAUGGUGACGGAAGGGGAUGAGUGGUCUGAUUCUGUCGUUCCCUCGCCCCCACUCCCCGGCUGGUCGAUACCACUUAAGGAUCCUGUGACUUUGGAGAGAAGAAGCAGUUCGGGUUAUUUGGGAGGCGGAAAACCGAAACAUAAAGUGAGCAAGAAGUCCAUCCCGUUAAAUCCGGCAAUGCCCGCGCCAAGGUAUGCACCAAAUAAGGGGGGCAACCCCCUCUACACAAGGAGCAACAAGGGCCCAAAUUAUCCCGGAAUGGGUGACGAUGAACGAUACGAUAUUUGACGAAAGUAUAGGUUUUAAGAUUUUAGUAGCUCAAAGUUAGUAAAAGAAAUUAUGGUUUUUAAAAUGUUAGUUUCCAUUAUUUAGUUGUGUUUUUCAUUUCAACCGUAUUUAUGAUUUCCAUACGUCACAAUUAAUUAUUUAAUCUCCUUAAAAUAUUGUAUGAAUAAAUGCAUAUUAUUUAUGUAUUUAUGUAUGAAUAA
Messenger RNA from Folsomia candida, 2197 nucleotides. RefSeq names its product innexin inx2-like. The transcript has 4 exons. Lineage: Eukaryota; Metazoa; Arthropoda; Collembola; Entomobryomorpha; Isotomidae. Gene Ontology annotation, cellular component: gap junction; plasma membrane. The coding region runs from base 276 to 1997 and encodes 573 amino acids. Gene Ontology annotation, molecular function: gap junction channel activity. The record is from RefSeq and is a predicted model, not a curated record.